This is a messenger RNA of Cladocopium goreaui, 3096 nucleotides long. NCBI's taxonomy places the organism in Eukaryota, Dinophyceae, Suessiales, Symbiodiniaceae. The record is from the annotation of a GenBank genome assembly.
GAUGUGGAGGAGGUCUGUGUGAGACAGGGUGGGCGGCGAAGGAGCGAUGCUGCCGAUGUGCUUCGCAACCGCAUCAACAAUGAAAUGCCGGCCCCGGAUGCAUCUGUUCCUGGUGAACUUUUGGGUCGUGAAGGAGCCCAAGAGAGGCGAACAUUUCAAAAAAUUCGGAGAAUUCAGAAGAUUGCCCGUGGCACGGCUGAAAAUGAGCGGAAUGUGGAAUCAGCUAUGUUCCAAGUCAAACCUUCCAAGUUGGUUGUUCCGACCAGAGACGAACCGCUGUCGAUGUUUGAUCCGGCCACCUGGGGCAUGUCGUUUCCGGAUUUGUUUCCAUGGGGUGAUGGCUUGCCUUUUUUGAAGCGUGAAGCCAACAUGGAUGCAACAGAAGUGUUUCGAUAUUUGUUGCUUCGGGAAGAACUGCAUUACAGUGAGGGUGAUGCCUUGUUGCCAAGAUGGUCGCUUUCAGAGCUUCCAGUGAUGUACGACGUGCAGCGUCGAUUGCAGUUGAUGCGUGCGACGAAAGCGCAUGUGAUGCGUCGUGGCUUUGGCAAACAUUGUCGUGUUAUUUCUGAAGUCAACACGGACCAAUUGCUCAAGGCAAUGGCAUUGCAUGGAGACAAUGCGGACCUCGGGGAGUUGCUGCGAGAUCCGCAGGUGGAUGUGGCCUUGAAGCGAGCAUUGGGAGGAGUGCUUCAGGCAACUUCGAGCAUCAUUGGCAUGGAAGGGCACCGCAGCCAGAUCCGGUUGCGUGGACAUGCGGCUGGGUGGCAUUAUGGUUCUGCGCAUUUGUUCGUCACGCCCAACAUCGCAGAUAUGCGCUCGUCCUUGCUACUUCAAUUGCACCUGCAGAAUGUCAAAGUGGAAGAGUGCAAAAUUGAUUUGGACUGGGAGGCGGAGAUGCCCGAAUUGCCCAGCGCAGCUGCUAUGCGACGGAUUGUCGCGAGCGAUCCCGUCGCUCAAGCGCGUUGCUUUGCCUUGAUGAUGGAUUUGUUCUGUGAGGAGGUGUUGGGCAUUCUUCCACCUUUGACCAAGGGAAGUUUUCGUGUUGGCGUGGCAGCAACCUUCGAAGAUGGCAUUGCGAGUUCCCUGCAAGGAGGUGUUUUCGGUGAUAUUGUGGCGUUGAACGGCCCGUUGGAGACUCAGGGUCGUGGUUCUUUGCACCCCCACAUGCUUAUUAUCUUGCUGGGACACGAUCUGGGAGAUCGCUUGCGGAAACUGAUUCAUCGAGUGCAGCAUGGUGAGUUGGUCGUUGAGUUGCAGCGGUGGAGUCGUCGUGUUUUGGAGGCUGUGCAGCGUUUUCAGUAUGAUUCUCAAUUGGCCUUGUCGGAGCAGUUGAGCAGUCCGACAGAGCCACUGCCUCUGAAUGAACGUCAGCGAUCAGAAUGUGGUCACCAGUAUGAAUCCGCGCCUUUGGUGCCUACGGAGCCGGAUGGACACGAAUUGGAAGCUUUGAAGUUGGGCGGAUCCGUGGCUGGCAAGGUUUUGACAUUGACCGGAUGCUAUGCUUCUUUGCGACCCAAGUAUCUGCGACGCAGUGAACGUUCUGCGGGAGAUGGUCUUGAGUGGAAGAAAAAAUUCUGUGAGGAUUACAGACGUUUGGUGAUCCAGAAAGCCGUGAAAGGCAAACGUGGGUGUCGCUUUGGUUGCUUUCACGUUGAAAUGAUUCUGGGCAAGGAGGACAAGCCGAAAGUGUUAUGUCGGAAAGGUUGGCCUCGAGUUGCGAAAGCAGGCUUUUCUCGGUUGCAAUAUGAGACAGUAGAUUUGAAGGAGGUUGAAGAGUUCAAAAACGAAAACCCGCAUGUGUUUCAAGCUCGGCGUGAUCACCCUUUUGAAGGGAUGUCGAACCCGGUGGCGCAAGCAGUGAUGCGAUGCAAUGUGGAUGUCAAGUACAUUGGACGCAAUUUUUCAGAAGCAGACCUUUUGAAGUUUUGUGAUGGGAGCAUAGACCAGGAGCCUGGAGUCGAAGUUCCUCCUGCUUCUGCAUCUUCUCUGUUGGAACUGUCCGGGAGUGGAUUGCAGGAGAUGGAACUUCAACGCCCGGCGCUUGGUUCGUCUUCGGAUGCUAUAUCGGGUGCUGAUGCCUCACAUGCAGAGCAACCUGUGUCGACUGAGUUGGAUGCUUCGGAUCCGCCGCCGAAGAAGCAAUGCAUGGGUCGUGUUUUGGACACGGAGCAUAAGAAGAUGCAGACGAUGAGAAAGGCGCUUGAUCGCAUUCUUGUGGACCUUGCAAGAGAUAUGAUGAAUGUUGGUUUUUACACUGGUGAGUAUGCUGCAAAGAAGUUUGAAAUUUCGUGCUACGAUCUGAAGAGCGCGUACAAGCAAUUUGCGGUGCAUGGUUCCGACAGGGACCACCUUCACAUGGCUGUCCGGUCGCCAGUGGGCAGCGCUAUCAGACUGAUAGGCUUCAACGCCUUGCCUUUCGGGGCAAUUGGAAGCGUCGCGGGUUUCCUGCGGGUCAGUCUUGCAGUCUGGUUUGUGGGCCUAGUUGCAUCGCGGCUUCGUCAGAUGUGGACGGAGGCAGUGGAGACCUACCUGGAGGAAGCACCACCUGCUUCCUCACUCCAGGCACGUUGGGAUCAGGUGAGCGCCCUGUGUAGAGAGAAGGCGGUUCAAAUCUGUGGAGUCUUGGCCCGAAGAACAGGGGCUCCUUGGUUAGCAGAGAAAGAAACGGAAGUUAAACAAUUGGACACCUGGAUUUCCGAAGCACAAGAAGCAGAUCGACAGAUUCGUAAUAACCCACACAAUUUACCCCCAGAAGAAUGGACACAACAAAAACGGCGCAAACGCCACCAAUUACAGGCAGCCAGACAGCACAAAGCCCAGACACUGCAGCAAUGGGAGGAAAAUUGGCUCACACAGCAAGCUCACCUGGCGGACCAAGCGUCUGCCAGACAUGACAUGGGCACUGUAUUUCGCAUUGUAAAGGACCUAGCUAACGUGGAGGACACACAACGCAGGUUUGGUUGUCGCACAGAACAUCAUCCGGAGGAGAUCGCGGAAGAAUGGAAACAACAUUUUCAAGCCAUACAACUAGGCAAGAUCAUUGUACCCGAAGAGUUUUGGCAGGAUAUCUUACCACUUGAUACCGAUGCAACAUGA